Lachancea dasiensis is the source of this 528-nucleotide messenger RNA. The record is from the annotation of a GenBank genome assembly. Lineage: Eukaryota; Fungi; Ascomycota; Saccharomycetes; Saccharomycetales; Saccharomycetaceae.
AUGAACCAAUUAUCUCAGCUUUCAAAUCUCUCACGUUAUGCCGAUAACCUUUCGGUGGACCGCAUCAAGGCGGAACUGAAUUCGAUGCACAGUAAACUCGCAACAUUGCGCCCUGUCCAGGAAUUUUUCAAUGUGAAAAAAGUAUCCAAGCCCCAGAACUUUGGGGAGCUGCAAUCGCGAGUAUCCUAUAAUCUCAGACACUUCUCUACAAACUAUGCGCUGAUUGUCGGGCUGCUCAGCAUCUACACGCUGCUCACGAACCUGCUGCUGUUGUUUGUGCUUGUGUUUGUGUUUUUUGGUCUCUACGGAAUCAAUAAACUCGAGGGUCAGGAUCUGGUCACUCCCUUCGGCGCAUUCAAGAGCUCCCAGCUCUACACAGGACUCAUGUGUGUCGCGAUUCCUCUCGGAUUUUUCGCCUCCCCUUUCACCACGUUGAUGUGGCUCAUUGGUGCAUCAGCUGUUUCUGUGUUGGGACAUGCCUCUUUCGUGGAAAAGCCUAUUGAAACCGUUUUUGAGGAGUCCGUUUGA